AUGGCAUGCAUUUCCACAGUUACCUUCUCUUUUUCCAUCAACCACCAGAUUUUAGGGUCUGUCAAGCCUACCUGGGGUAUCCGUCAAGGGGAUCCACUCUCCCCUUAUCUUUUUCUUCUUUGCUCGGAGGGUCUGUCUACUCUCAUUGCUCAAAAUACCUUGAACACCCGCACUCGUAAUCAAGGACUUGGCCUCAAAAUUGCUCGUAAUGCUCCGGUCAUAUCUCAUAUUUUCUUUGCAGAUGACAGUCUUCUUUUCAGCUCAGCAUCCCCUUUGGCUGCUGCAACAAUAAAAGAGGUUUUACAUGAUUACAGCCUUGCCUCUGGCCAAAUGGUCAAUUUUAACAAGUCCUCUCUCUAUUUCUCGCCUAAUACCACUGAGGACAUUAAGAGUCAAAUCACUUCCCUUUUGAGCAUUCCUAUUCGUGACUCUAUCGAGAAAUACCUGGGCCUUCCCCAAACUUUUGGGAGAUCGAAGAAAGAGGCUUUCAAUUACCUCACCGAUCGAGUCUGGUCACAUCUGAACAAGUGGAAUGCUCAACACUUCUCAAAAGGAGGAAAAGAAGUCCUUUUAAAAUCUGUGGUUCAGGCUAUUCCUUCUUAUGCCAUGGCUUGCUUCAAGAUGCCAUUCUCUUUUCUUUCAAAGAUCAAAUCUAUGAUGGCUUGUUUUUGGUGGGGAGGAACCGAACAUAGUCGGAAAAUUCAUUGGAAAAAAUGGUCCACCCUUAGUCUCUCCAAAUUUCAUGGAGGCCUUGGAUUCCGCUCAAUGAAGGCUUUCAACCAAGCCAUGCUGGCCAAACAAGCUUGGCGUUUACUUCAGGCACCUACUUCCCUUGUGGCAACCAUUCUAAAAGCCCGUUAUUUUCCCCACACCACUUUCCUUGAGGCUAGUAAAGGUCGUCAGCCUUCGCUUGUCUGGAUCAGUAUCUCUUGGGGUAAGGAGCUUCUUAAGAUGGGGAUUAGGAAAUCGGUAGGGGAUGGCACUACGACUUUUAUCUUUAAUGACACCUGGAUCCCAGGUCAUGGUAAGAUUAAUUAUCUCACUCACUUGUCGGAUGGGAUCGCAAAAGUUUCUGACCUUAUUACCUCUUCUCACCAAUGGAAUACUUCUCGCAUUGACACCAUCUUUCCCACUGACAUUAGUCAAGCCAUUCAAUCCAUUCUCCUCAUACGCAUUACCUCUCUUGACACUUAUUAUUGGCCUUUCACAUCCCAUGGUAAUUACACAGUCAACUCUGGCUAUCACCAAGCACAUAGUUUAAACCACAAACAUGAUCCCUCACCCUCAAGUACCCUGAACAAUCAAACCUGGUGGAAAACUUUGUGGACACAACCGAUCCCCUCAAAAACCAAGCAUUUCAUUUGGAGAGCAUAUUAUGACAUCUUGCCAACUGGCUCCAAUUUGCACAAAAGGAAGACCUUAUCUACACCUGCCUGCUGCCGAUGCUACAACCAAACGGAAUCCCUAGAGCAUGCUCUCUUCAGGUGUGAAACUGUCCAGAAGGUAUGGAAGUUAACAAAUCUUUGUAAUUUCAUUUCACAACAUAUUGCACUAACUUGCAGGGACAUUCUUCACUUGGCUGGUACUGAACUCGUGGCCAAUGAGUUCCAAUUUUUUCUUUGUUUGCUUUGGAAGAUUUGGCAUUGCAGGAAUGAGUUCCUUCAUUACUGGAGGGUCGUGGCGCCAGCUUCUCAAAUUCAUACAACAACAGAUUUUUUAGAGCAAUACCAACAACACAACAUACAUCAAAGCUCCUUCAAGACUUCUAUGGUGGCUGCAACGUUGAACAGUGAAGCUCCCUCAAUUUUUCAAUUGAAACUUUCAGUUGACGCAGCCCAUAACGUAGCAGCUAAUAAAACCAGUCUUGACUUCGCUCUAUACAACACUCAUGGGGACUUGAUGUUGACUGUAGCGUCACCUUGGAAUGGAACUCAAUCAGCCUUGUUAAUGGAGGCGCAUGCACUCUCUUUUGCUCUAUCUUGGUGCCAAAGACACAACAUAAAUCUAGAUUAUAUUGUAUCUGACUGUAAAACACUUGUGGAUUAUAUUUGUAAUGAUACUACACAUCAUCUGCUUUUGAAUAGGCACAUCACAAGACGGGAAAAUGAGGAUGCUCAUCGCCUUGCAAAGUAUGCAUUAGGCUUAGAUCAGAAAGCUAUUUGGAAAGCUCAAAAUUUCUAUAUGUAA
Cannabis sativa is the source of this 2187-nucleotide messenger RNA. RefSeq lists its product as uncharacterized. NCBI's taxonomy places the organism in Eukaryota, Viridiplantae, Streptophyta, Magnoliopsida, Rosales, Cannabaceae. Gene Ontology annotation, molecular function: nucleic acid binding; RNA-DNA hybrid ribonuclease activity. The transcript is spliced from 2 exons. The record is from RefSeq and is a predicted model, not a curated record. The coding region runs from base 1 to 2187 and encodes 728 amino acids.